Messenger RNA from Arachis ipaensis, 1331 nucleotides. NCBI's taxonomy places the organism in Eukaryota, Viridiplantae, Streptophyta, Magnoliopsida, Fabales, Fabaceae. The record is from RefSeq and is a predicted model, not a curated record.
AAAAAAAAACCUAAUCCAUGACCGAAAAAAGAAAAAGAAACAAGGGAAGAGAAAGAAUCAGUGAGUUCUGAAACUUGGUCACAUCCCUUUCUGUCCCGUCCGGCUCUUUCUCACAUGUGAGCAUGAGGUACUACUCUCUUUGGUAAUUAAAACAUUCGAGCUGCUUCUUAUUGUUGUUGUUGUUAUGGUUGGGUAGAAUCUGUUAUUUUUUAGCGUUAUAAUCAGAUAGAUGGACCUAGCAACCGCAACAGCAACAGCGGCCGUAGCAGUAGUAGCAGCUUCCAUCAGCGUGAUCUAACAAAGAGGUGGGUAGUGUUUCGCUUGGUUUGCCUCCUCAACUUGUUCCAUCUUCUAUUGGAUAUUUACUAAAUGGAAUAGAGGAUAUCACUGUGUUUCAUACCAGGCAAUAGUGAUAGCGAUAGCGAAAGAUAAGAAUGAAGCCGCUUUUAAGAAUAAGGCAUUAUUUACCUAAAGUUUUAUGUAGGCAACAUCGUUUAUAUGUAGCAGGGCUUAAUGCAAGUAACUCAAAUGUGUCAUUAAGAAAUUUUGGUCAAGCUGCAAGGAAACAGGAGGAAGAGGAAGUUGAGGAGGUGGAGAUUGACCAACGAAAUCUCCCUGCUGAUUUUGAUCCCACAACAUUUGAUCCUAUGGUGCGUCGUGGCCCUCCAUCUGAGAGAGUUUUCAGGCUUGUUGAUGAAAUGGCAUCUCUUACGGUAGCUGAAGCAGCUGAACUGGGUCACAUUAUGAUGAAGAAAAUGGGGACGAAGGAGCUGCCUACUGUUGGAUUCUUGAAGCCAGGAGCUGCAAAUAUAGCUGGACUCACAGCGACGAAAGCUGCACCAGCAGAAGCUGAGGAGGAGAAAAAGCCAGAAAAGACUGUAUUCGAAUUGAAAUUAGAGUCCUAUGAAGCAGCCUCCAAGAUUAAAGUCAUCAAGGAGGUUCGGGGCUUUACUGAUUUAGGUUUGAAGGAGGCAAAGGAUUUAGUGGAGAAAACACCCUCUAUUAUAAAGAAAGGUGUUUCAAAGGAAGAAGGAGAACAAAUAAUAGAGAAAAUGAAAGCUCUUGGUGCAAAGGUUAUUAUAGAAUGAAGGUAACAUGAUGUAUGUUGUUGCUCUCUUGGGAAGAAGUUGAUUCCAUUGUUUAUUAUUUUUGACAAAUUGUCUGAAAUUUUGAAAAUUUCAUGUUGUUGUUCUAGGAUACGACAAAUUUUGCUAGUGGUUUGUUAUUUUUACUAAUCUUUUGUAGCUUAAUCUGGAACUUGAUUUGUUGUUCUAUAUAACAUUAUCCUUCAUUGCAAUCCACAUGGAGGCCAAUAAAAGUGCUUUUUCUUA